Molecule: messenger RNA, 618 nt
Organism: Cercopithifilaria johnstoni
Lineage: Eukaryota; Metazoa; Nematoda; Chromadorea; Rhabditida; Onchocercidae
Source: the annotation of a GenBank genome assembly
AUGGAAAGUAGUGAAUUUUCUGUGAAAGCAAAAACGAUCCCAGAAUUUGUACAACGAAAUUAUUCGCCAAGUAUACGUUAUUAUGCUUGUCUAUUGAUAUUGUUCGGUCAAGGAAUUAGCCAAAACGUUGCAGCUGUUUGGUGCAACAGUCAACAUUCAUUCCUAUGCUUUCUUGCGCAAUCAUUCAUCGCAUUUCUUAUCGCUUUCACAAUACAGUGGUGUAAAAUCUAUUCCUUAGGAUUAACACGAGCAAAGCGUGCAUUUUUUGAUGAAUUCAACGUACUUGAAACUUAUCAGCCAAGAGCUCGUACUAUGGGCCAUUUAUUUAUGCCUGAACCACCGACACCCGUACCGGAUGCACAACAGGAACAGCAGAAUACAACGAAGGAAAUGGAGCGAAAUGCAUUUUUGCAAAUGAGGGAUGCGCAUUAUGGAAGUGAAUAUACAUACUUAGAAAAGGUAAAUCGUGAAUUAAAAGAAGGAGGAAAUUAUGCUAACCAAUCACAAAAUGAAAUCCAAAAUGAUGUAUCAAAUACAGCAAAAAUCGAAGGACCGGUUCUAAUCGAAUUUCAUGCUGAUUCCGAAACUGAUGAUGAUGAUUAUUAUUCCUCAUUAUAA